AUUUCUUCUUCUCAUCCCUUUUGCUAUGACGGAAAACACGAAUUAAUGUGGAUUUUGAUUAGUUUAUAACAUAGAAACGCAUAGGAAGUUGAAUAAUUAGUGCUCACGUCAGUCAAAGGGGAGAAAGCAAGGCGGACGACAUGCAGGCGAAGGGAAUGCUGGCCGGUUUUUCGGCUCUUUUGCUCUUGAGCACCUGCUCGGCGCUGUACGAAGACCAGAUCAAAAAGUUCGACUGGCGAGGUGUGAAUGUGGGUGCUUUGCGGCAGUCCCGCGUGGACCUGAACCACUUUCAACCGCGAAUUCUGGUCAGCACGAACGAGGGUGUCGUGGCCAGUGUCUGCGUGAAGACCGGUGAAGUUGUAUGGCGUCAGGUGCUAGAGCAGAAACCGCGCGGCGAUAUCAAACUUCUGCAGGUGAGCGGCUUCUCGGACGAUAGCAGUGAUACGGCCGCCGCUCCUAUUGGCAGCAACCUGGGCUUCGAUAUGCUUACCGUUCAGGGACAUGCGCCGGCUCUGGUGCGCGGUUGGAACACCAACAUGGGCGCCCUAGAGUGGGAGUGGUCCACUAUGCCGCUGAACACUGAGCGGGCCCAGGAUGGCUUAUGGCUUUACAGCAAAUCAGUGCUGUACCACGUGGUGCCGACCUGGAAAAGCCACUUGGAAGUUACCGCCUAUUUUGCCAGUUCGGGCCACAGCACUGGAAGUACUAGCAAGGUAAUGGCCUCGUGGAUCACGCCAGAGAGCUGCCUACUCAGCGGUACGUACUACAUCUGCAUAGAUGGCAAGCAGUUGAUUAGCCUGGAUCUGGUGUCCAAGAGUGCCCAGGCUUUCCGAACAGCGCUCAUAGCAGAACCAAAGAGCAAACUGCAGCCCUUGGCGGGUCUCAAUGGCGUGGUGAUUGCGGAUGGAAAACUCAUCAGUGUCAAUAAGGACCAAGCCGUCUGCGGAGAUUUGCAGAGCUCCAGUUACGCAGUGGGCAGCUUCAACUAUCGCAAGAUCCUGGCCUAUGCAGAUGUUACUUCUGGAAUUCUCAAGAUCAAUGCCGUUUACCUGGAUAACUGCUCGCCGGCAGUCGAACUAGAGCAAAGUUUGCCCUUCCCCGAACACUUUGGCAGUCCAUCGUUGAAUAGCUUCGACUGCAAGCUGAAACGCAAUGGAGAGGGCAAGGGCUGCCUGUUCCUGUUCAGUACGAGUGCCGAGUCUAUUCUGGCCGUGCAGCAAGGCCGCAUCCGCUGGUCGCGCGAGGAGGCCCUGGCUAACGUAAUUGAUACGCAGUUUGUGGAUCUGCCGCUGGCCGAUACCGAGGGGACACUGGAGAAUGAGAUGAAAGGCAAGGCUGUGGAUUUCACAAGUUUCGAGAGAGAUAUUGUCAGCGCGUUUUUGCGACGCAUCACUACACAAAUUGUUCAAAUCCGAAGCUUGUUCCUCCAUGUCAUCGGUCUUGGUCCACCACCAACGGCCACUCAGCGAGCUGGUCUGGUCCGUGAUUCCUUCGGCCUCCACAAAAUGCUGGUUGUGCUGACACGUUCUGGAAAAAUAUUUGGUAUUGACAACAUCUCCGGCAAGCACCACUGGCAACUGUAUCUACCCAAUGUGAAAGGCUUUGACAAUGCCGAGCAGAUGCGUCUGAUUGUCCAGCGAUCGGCCAAGCACUUUCCCCUCCAGCCACUCUGCACCAUUUUGGCCAAGGAUGCUGUAACUGGCAACGGAGUGCUCUAUCGCUUCAAUCCCAUCACAGGCCAAGCCUCUGAGGGCGGUCUCCUGCAGCUAGACUACAAAGUCAAGCAGCUGUCAUUGUUGGGCGAGACUGAAAAGGACUUUGUCAAGGGAAUUCUCUUAUUGGAUGCCUCUAACAAGGUCCAUGUAUAUCCUCAGCAUGCCACUUCAUUGGCCGAUGGCUUAUAUCUCUACACAGCCGAUGUAAAAACCUCUGAGUUGACUGGGUACUUUGUGAAAUAUGCGGGCGGGCAACUAUCGAGCACGCACAUUUGGAACGUACGCUUGGGCGGCCACAAUUCUGAGCAGCAAAUUAUCGGCAUGGCCGGCAAGAAUCCCAUUGAGCAUGUCCACUCGCAGGGACGUGUGCUGGGGGAUCGUUCGGUGCUGUACAAAUACAUCAAUCCCAAUUUAGUGGCAUUCGUAACCCAGGCGCCGGAUGCAACCCAUAAAUCUAUUCUUAAUUUGUAUCUGGUCGAUGUGGUUUCUGGCUCUGUAAUUUUCACGAUGACGCAUCGCAAGGUGCGGGCUCCAUUGAGCAUCGUCCACUCGGAGAACUGGCUGGCUUACUCCUAUUUCAACGAGAAAGUACGACGUACAGAGAUUACCACCAUUGAGCUGUACGAGGGCAAGUCCCAGGCCAAUAGCAGUGUUUGGAGCUCCCUGCAGGCGCCACCAAUGCCACUGGUAGAGCGCCAGUCUUAUAUCAUCCCAACUAUAGUCGAGGCUCUGAGGGAAACGAUCACAGAGCGCGGAAUUACCAAUAAGCAUGUGCUGAUUGGCACCUCCAGUGGUUCUAUUGUGGAAAUGCCGUGGCAUUUGCUGGACCCCCGCCGUCCCAUCGCCUCCACGACGCAAGGGCGGGAGGAGGGAGCUAUUCCCUACAUACCCGAGUUGCCUUUGCCUACGGAGAGCCAUAUAAAUUAUAACCAGACGAUCGCGCGCCUGCGUAAUAUUUACACAGCGCCCAGCGGUCUGGAGAGUACCUGUCUAGUCGUCGCCACGGGCUUAGAUUUGUUCGUUACGCGCGUGGCGCCAUCAAAGACGUUCGAUUUGUUGAAGGAAGACUUUGACUACAUUUUAAUUUCCAUAGUGCUAGUCGCGCUCACAUCGGGUUCGUUGAUUGUUAAGCAUUUAGCGUCGCGUAAAUUGCUCAAACAGGCGUGGAAGUAGGCGUGGCAUUAUUACAAAAUAAUUGCUUUAUAUAAAUAUACAAUUUUACUGCGACCAAAAAUUCAACAAGCGAGAGGACGGAAUAAAGAGCAAACGGAGCGAAAAAGCGAAGAGAAUAUUGAUAUAUUAUAACAUAAUUUUGGUAGCCGCAUUACAUACCAUAAUGCAAUUGAUAAACCCCAUUUCUCAACGCUAAGCCUAGGCAAUUAUUUAUAAAUAAUUAUAUAGAGUUAAAGUCAGAUAAUUAUAAUUAGCUGUUGAAAAGGUUUUCAUUGCAUUUUUGUGUUCCUUAAUUUGUGUACGUUUCAAUUUCCAUUUAUGAAAAAUAUCAGCAUUGAAAGUGAGUGUUUGAAAAGUGUAGUUAAUAAAAGCAUUUGUAAAGGAGGAUAAAGGUAACAAUAAAAAAGAAGUUUUUCAUCAAUUUAAAUUA
Molecule: messenger RNA, 3318 nt
Organism: Drosophila serrata
Lineage: Eukaryota; Metazoa; Arthropoda; Insecta; Diptera; Drosophilidae
Gene: EMC1
Product: ER membrane protein complex subunit 1
Biological process (GO): protein folding in endoplasmic reticulum
Cellular component (GO): EMC complex
Source: RefSeq, a predicted model, not a curated record